Molecule: messenger RNA, 4023 nt
Organism: Acanthopagrus latus (yellowfin seabream)
Lineage: Eukaryota; Metazoa; Chordata; Actinopteri; Spariformes; Sparidae
Gene: adam17a
Product: ADAM metallopeptidase domain 17a
Exons: 19
Coding region: 197-2782 (861 amino acids)
Biological process (GO): membrane protein ectodomain proteolysis; Notch signaling pathway
Cellular component (GO): plasma membrane
Molecular function (GO): metalloendopeptidase activity
Source: RefSeq, a predicted model, not a curated record
UUCCACCACUGUUAGAAACGGACUACCUGUGUGUUGUGUGGCUGUGUCUCGACCCUCUGUCAAGUCUUCCCAAAUACGCUAAAAGCGGAUGUUGUGUCCACUCGGCGCACUUCCGGGUAGCUCAGCUAGCUAGUCCGACAAACCGACCAACUUGUGACAAUGACAGCACCAGCAUAGCUGUCUGAGCUUCCCGAAAAUGAGGGGCGUACUGUUAAUUAUCUUUCUGGCUCCUUGUUGGGUCAAAUGCGCAAUUAAGUCAAGAGUUACAACGGAGGAGAAUCACGAAGAAAACCCGGAGUUGGAUGAACUGAACUCCCUCCUGUCAGAUUUUGAAGUCCUUCCAGUGUCAGGCCUCCAGCUGCACUCUGUUAGGAAGAGGGACGUCCACACCCAGUCCCACCUGGAGCGGCUGGUGAGCUUCAGAGCCCUGCAGAGACAAUUUAAGCUUUACUUGACCACCAACACGGGCCUUUUCACGGACGACUUCAAAGCUGUGUUUGUCGAUAAACGUGGGAGGGAGAAUAACUUCGAUGUUCAACUUCAGAACUAUUUCACCGGACAUGUUAUUGGAGAGGAGAAUUCACGUGUGCAGGCGCACAUAGAUGGAGAUGAGUUUUCUGCUCACAUUCUGACAGAUGAAGCAGAGUACAAUGUAGAGCCCCUGUGGAGGUUUACAAACUCCCCAGUCGAUGGCAGGUUGCUUGUUUAUCGCUCAGAAGACAUCAGGAAUCUGAGCCGCAUCGCCUCCCCUAAAGUAUGUGGAUACGUCCAUGCAGAGGCGAAGGACCUGCUGCCACAAACUGCCAGGAGGUAUUCAGAGGUGGAGCAGGAAAAGGAGAACCAUCACAGAGAGAAGAGACAGGUUCAUGAUCACAAGAAGAACACAUGCCCCCUGUUGCUGGUUGCUGAUUACCGCUUUUUCGAACACAUGGGCCGCGGACAGGAGAGCGUCACACUCAACUACCUGAUUGAGCUGAUUGAUCGAGUUGAUGACAUUUAUAGGAACACAACUUGGGACGAUGAAUUCAAAGGCUACGGGGUCCAGAUCGCACAGAUCAUCAUCAACAAGGAAGCCACAAAGCCUCCUAGCCAUUCUGACAAAAACUGGGCCCAUUAUAACAUGAAAAACAGCCCAACUGGAAGGGAGGUCUGGGACGUGAAGAAACUUCUAGAGCAAUUCAGCUCAGACAUCGCUGACAACGCCUCCACUGUGUGUCUGGCCCACCUGUUCACCUAUCAGGACUUCGAUGAGGGCACACUGGGGCUGGCCUACGUGGCUCCCUCCAAACCUCAGGCCCUGGGUGGCCUCUGCCCAAAACCGUACUACCCACAUCACUCCAUAAAGAAGCCCAGUUACCUCAACACAGGCCUGACCAGCACCAAGAACUACGGCAAGACCAUCUUAACAAAGGAGGCAGAUUUGGUGACGACCCACGAGCUCGGCCAUAACUUUGGAGCAGAGCACGAUCCUGACAACAUACCUUACUGUGCUCCCAGUGAUGACCAUGGGGGAAAGUUUGUCAUGUACCCUAUCGCUGUUAGCGGAGACCAUGUCAACAACAAGCGUUUCUCCAACUGCAGCAAGAUCUCUGUUGGAAAGACGUUACGUUUCAAGGCUCCUGUGUGCUUCAAGGAGAGGAACAGCAAGGUAUGUGGGAACUCCAGAGUGGAGGAGGGGGAGGAGUGCGACCCAGGGCUCCUCCACAUCAACGACGACCCUUGCUGCUCAUCGGACUGCAAAUUCAAACGUAAUGCACAGUGCAGUGACAGAAACAGCCCUUGCUGUAGGAAUUGCAUGUUUGAGCAGGCAGGAACAAGGUGCCAGGAAGCCAUCAAUGCUACCUGUAAAGGCAUAUCCUCUUGCACAGGCAACAGCAGUCAGUGUCCACCUCCUGCAAACGCUGCUGACAACACAACGUGUGUAGACAACGGCAAGUGCCACAAUGGGGAGUGCAACCCUUUCUGUGAGGCCAUGCAGAACCUCCAGUCCUGUGCCUGCAACGAGACAGAGCACUCUUGUAAAGUGUGCUGCAGGGGACAAGAUGGCACCUGCUCUCCCUUUGUCCAGGAUAAUGGCAGUUUUCUUUUCCUUCGCAAAGGCAAACCCUGCACUGUGGGCUUUUGUGACGAGGGUGGAAAGUGCAUGAAGCAGGUACAGGACGUUAUCGAGAGGUUGUGGGAUUUCAUCGACAAGCUGGACAUUAACACAUUUGGGAAAUUCCUGGCUGAUAACAUAGUGGGCUCUGUCGUGGUGUUUUCCCUCAUAUUUUGGAUUCCUCUCAGCAUCCUUGUUCACUGUGUGGACAAACGACUUGACCAGCAGUAUGAGGAGAAGUGCUUCUACUACCCUCCGAGUAGUCAAGAAAUGCUGAGCAACCUCGAGUCAGCAUCCGUGCGCAUCGUCAAGCCUCAUCAGCCUCCCUCCUUCUCCGCCGGCCGGACCGCGCCCUCCUCCCUGCCCCAUCAGUCUCAGCAGCAGAGCCAGGUCGGGUCAACCUCCGCAGCCAGCAGCGCCAGCAGCAGUACCCAGGCCCCCGGUCCGAGCUGCGGCCUUACCCCGGACAGCGCAGGGGGGCUGCGGAUGGCCACCAUCCAGGAGGACAUCAGCAUCGACUCUCACCCGGGAGAGGAGGGCCUGUCGGACGAUUUCACAACCGCAGGAGCCUGCUCGUCGGGUAUGAAAUCCUCCUACGAGGAUCUGACAGAACAGAACCAGCCAGCCAAGGAGCGGCGGCGCCUCAAGAGGCAGGAGUGCAUUGACACGAAAGAGACAGAGUGCUGAGAGCAAACGACCAGUACAGAUAUGUGUUUUAGGGAACAUUACAUACAUUCUUCUUAUCGCAAAUCACAGUAAGUGUCGAACAGUAAAAGCCUCAUGUUUAAAAACAUUUCAACCAGCAUUAGAUGUAGAUAUUAUUCCGUCAGCUAGUACUUGGAGUAAACCACCACACUGACAAGACAUGAAUUAUCUUUAAAAAAAAAAGAAAAAAAAAAAAAAAAAGAGUGAAUUCAUGUUAAGGCGUGCCCGUGGUGCCUUUGUCAGUUAGGUGGUGGGGGUCCUGGCAGAUCUGAGUAUGCCUGUGGAAACUAAUCUACCGCAGUCUGGUUGCCCAAACACAGAAUAUUCUAAAUAAAAUAUCAUUUUUUUAAUAACCCAGUGGCUAACGGUUUCUAUUUCUUUUUUCAGGAACAAAAAAUAUCAGUGAUCUUAGCCAGUGUCGUGUUUAAAAAAAGAAAAAGUGUCAUGUUAACAGCUUCAGCCUCACAUUUCCCCUCUAAAUUCUAGUGCACAGACCAAGUGCUCCACUAGCUGUUCACACGUGAGUGAUGUAACAUAUUAGUGAUGUUGUGUGUGUGUGGUUAUUUUCCUGUGAAAAGGAAACAUUUCAUUGUGAUAUAUUAAACAGCAGAUGCUGAACUUUAUCCGAAAAAUUACCUGAAUCUGUCAUAACUGCACUUGAAGUAUUUUUCACAUCACUGGAGGAAUGAAAUAAGUCGUAGACAAGUUCUUACUGUGCUGUGUCUUCAAAGGUUUCUUGUAAAAAAAGAAAAAAUUAAAAAUGCAGGCUUGUAUAUUUUGACCCCUUUGUACUGAGGAUGCAACAUUAUGAAUCAUGUGCACAGCAGUUUCCAUCAGUGUUACAUUUGUUGUUUGAUUUUUUUGUCAUGUCUUCUUUUCCCACUUCACCUCUGUACAAAAAACAUGGUGCCUUUUCAGAUUUUGUGCCUAUCCUUCAUGAGCAAAAGGACAAGAAAAUUCCCAGUAGUUGAGCAUGAGUCUGGACAAUCCUGAAUUUGAUUUUGAAACAAGACUGAGGUGCUCAAAUGUUAUUUUUCCACUUGGUUUUCUGUCCUCGUGCCAUCUUGACUCAUGCACCUCUUUAUUUAAUGCCGUCUCACCACUGUUGCCUGCUGUCUCACAUGUGGGAAUUGUGAAAUAUGUAUUUAGACUGUCAAUUUAACUGUGUAGCUAACUGACUCUUCUGGAUGGAUGUGAACUGUUACGCAACAAUCAGAUUUCAU